Molecule: messenger RNA, 1366 nt
Organism: Portunus trituberculatus (swimming crab)
Lineage: Eukaryota; Metazoa; Arthropoda; Malacostraca; Decapoda; Portunidae
Gene: Mlf
Product: myeloid leukemia factor-like
Exons: 7
Coding region: 107-1027 (306 amino acids)
Biological process (GO): regulation of DNA-templated transcription
Cellular component (GO): nucleus; cytoplasm
Source: RefSeq, a predicted model, not a curated record
GAGCGGGCGAGGUGGCAGUGCUCAUCUGACCACGAGACGGGAAGGGUGUGCGUUCCUUUGCUCCCCAUUACUUGGCAUACCUGUGUCUUAUUGAUCUCUCGUUGAAAUGUCACUCUUCGGGUCUCUCCUGUCGGGAUUUGACGAUGACCCCUUCUUCGGCGGGCACCGGAGCAUAAUGAGACAGAUGGACCAAAUGAUGAGCUCAAUGAUGCGUGAUCCCUUCCACGAUGACGACUACUUCAACGGCGGCGGCGGUGGUGGCGGCGCUCUAGCCCUCACCGCAGGACCCGCCGCUGGGGCCCUCGCUAGACGCCCCGCCCACCCUGCCCACCCCGCCCAUCCCGCCCACCCCGCCCAUCCCGCCCAUGCAAGAGCCCCCGCCCCGACUCCCUUCGGCGCCCUGGGUAUUCCAUCUAUCGCCAAUAUGAUGUCUUCUAUUGACCAGAUGGCCCAGGGCGCCGCCAACUGUCACAUGUACAGCAGCAGCUCCGUGAUGACCAUGACCACUGGACCAGAUGGAAAGCCUCAGGUGUACCAGGCAACAGCCUCCACCACAGGCGUCCCAGGGGGUGUGAGGGAGACACGACGGACCAUCAGUGACUCUCGGACCGGUACACGCAAGAUGGCAAUUGGACACCACAUAGGCGACCGUUCCCACAUCAUUGAGAGGGAGCAGUCCAAGGAUAACAUGGAGGAACGACAGGAGUUUAUCAAUUUGGAUGAAGUACUCACCACCACAGAGGAAGCCCCGCAGUUUGACCGAGAGUUCCGUCACCGCACCCAAGGCAUGUCUGGGCGGGGACGUUCCCUGGACUAUCGCCGCAGACACACCUCACCACCAGCCUACAGUCACAGAGUCUCGGAUGCCCCUGCUAUUGGCUACUCCUCCUCCCCUUCCUCUAGAUACAGAAGCCGAUCCCGACCUAUGCUGUCCAUCACUGCAGGUUCCAGGGAGGAGCGGGCGAGGAGGCGAGACAGGGAGGAGCGAGCCCACAGGUCCCACCGGCGCUACCAGCCCACCAUGUAACACCCACCCAGUGCUUAGAGAAUCUACAUGUGUGUGUGACUUCACUACAAAUGGCUGCAGACUCUGUGAUCUGUGCUGGACACUUAAGUUAAGGAGAAAGUAACCAGGAAUAUUAUCCAUGUAGCAUUAAGGCCCAAGUAUGUACUGGUAUUUUGAUAAGAGCAUCUAGUUUCCAUACUGUAGUCAACCUGUAGACCAACCAUUUUGAUAUCUAUCCUCAUCACACACACACACACACACACACACACACACACACACACACACACACACACACACACACACACACACACACACACACACACACACACACACACACACACACACACACACACACACACA